Molecule: messenger RNA, 3416 nt
Organism: Doryrhamphus excisus (bluestripe pipefish)
Lineage: Eukaryota; Metazoa; Chordata; Actinopteri; Syngnathiformes; Syngnathidae
Product: monocarboxylate transporter 9-like
Biological process (GO): transmembrane transport; monocarboxylic acid transport
Molecular function (GO): monocarboxylic acid transmembrane transporter activity
Source: RefSeq, a predicted model, not a curated record
ACGAGGAAGCCGCGCUCCUCCCGGCCAGCGAGAACAGCUUUGAACCGGUUUGGUCGCCGGCCACAAAGCGGCAGGAAGCAGAAGAGGCGCAGUGCGCUGUGUUGUUGAUGCUCUUGCAUAGAAGCAGCAGCGGUGUCGCUUAUAAAGACGCCGCUAUAUAUAUAUAUAUAUAAAAAAGAUUUUUGUUGCUUCCUCUGAGUGAGUGAGUGACUUAAGUAAGCUGUUUGCUUGUUUCCAUCCAGGGGAGGUGCAUCCUAUCCAUGGAAAGUUCCCGCAGGGAGCGCAUCUCUGCAGGCACCGGCUGCUGAGGUCUUCCACCCACCCCUCCCACCCCCCACCUGUGUGAGACGCCGGCAGUGACCACAUCGCCGCCGACAUGGCCUCCAAGGCGCUGGACGGAGGCUGGGGGUGGGCCAUCGUGGUGGCCUCCUUCCUGGCCCAGCUGCUGGCCUACGGGUCCCCGCAGUCGGUGGGCGUCCUCUACCCCGAGUGGCUGCACGCGUUCCAGGAGGGAAAGGGCAUGACGGCCUGGGUGGGAUCGCUGGUGGCUGGAGUGGGACUCAUUGCCAGUCCCAUCUGCAGCGCCUGCGUGGACAACUUUGGCGCUCGCCCCGUCACCAUCUUCAGCGGCGUUAUGGUGGCGGGCGGCCUGAUGCUCAGUGCCUUCGCUCCCAGCGUCCACUUCCUCAUCUUCUCCUACGGGAUCGUCGUCGGUCUGGGUUGCGGUCUGGUCUACGCGGCCACGUUGACAAUCACCUGCCAGUAUUUCGACAAGAGACGCGGCCUUGCCUUGGGCAUCGUCACCACAGGCACCAGUGUGGGCGCUUUCAUCUACGCCUCAGCUCAGAAUGAGCUCAUCGUGCUUUACGGCCUGGACGGUUGCCUUCUCAUCAUCGGAGCUUUGGCGCUCAACCUCAUGGCCUGUGCCGGCUUCAUGAGGCCCCUCAACAUGCCGGGCUACUACCUCAAACAGAAGGCGGCCCUGGAGCGCAACAAGAAGGAGCAGCUCUUCGAGAAGCCCCAGUUGGACGACCUGAAGAUCGGAGCUGGCUCUGCUACGUCUACUCAGGAGAAAAGUCUCACGGUGAAGGAGCUUCUCAUCACAAUCGACGGCAAGGACUCCAGCAUUCAGGUGGAGAAGAAGAGAAGCAGCCUCCUGGCUCGGUUGGGCAUCAUGAAAGUGAUCAAGAAGAAGAAGCGGGCCUACUCCAAAUACAUGCAGUCCAUUUAUGAGAUCCUGCAGGACCAAGCCAUGGUGGCCUUCUGCGUUGCCGUCUUCCUGUUCAGCCUGGGAGCGUUCCCCCCCGUGCUCUUCAUUGAGGACGUGGCUCAGAGCCAGGGACUCAUCGAAGAAGUCAGCGUCAUUCCUCUGGUGUCCAUCGGCGCCAUCGCGACCUGCGUGGGCAAACUGGCGCUGGGUGUGAUGGUGGACAUCAGGUGGAUCAACAGCAUCUACCUGUAUGCCUUCACCAUGUUUGCAGGUGGCGCCGUGUUGCUGCUCAUCCCCGUCACCAAGAGCUACAUGGGACUGCAGAUCCUCUCCGCCAUUCUGGGAUUCUUCUCGGGAAACUGGUCCAUCACGUCCUACAUUACCACAAAGAUUGUUGGCUUAGACAGGCUCACACGAGCCCACGGAAUUGUCAUGUUCUUUGGGGGCUUCGGGAUCAUGCUCGGACCUCCUGUUGUUGGGUGGUUCUUUGACUGGACCCAAUCUUACGACAUGGCGUUCUACUUCAGCGGGAGCUGCGUGCUGCUCGGAGCCCUGGUCCUCUCCGUGCUCACGCUUCCAUGCUGGAAAACCAAACCAUCCGACAACGACAGACCGGACGUCCAGUACACGAGCAGCUGCGACAAAGUGGCCUCGGUAGCGUGAACACGAGCACAUUUUCGAUAAACGCUCCCAACAACACAAUCUGCUUAGCAACUCUUGUACUCGAAAGCACCUCUUGACAACGCCGGUGGUUCGCCCUGAUAAUUGCUGCCAAGCGUCAACGCACCAAAAAAACACAUUCUCCAUGCCAAUUACACGCACUGCACAUAUGAAUUAAACUUAACCUAGCCUCAUUUUACGAGGUUGGUUUAAACAAUACACAAUAUUGUCAAAUGGCCGCUCUCGUGUUGAAACUUGAAACCACUGAAAAUGCACAAAGACCUUGACUCUUGAGAGAGAGAAAGAGCGUGUUUGAGAAGCUUAACUUGAGCACCAAGUUUGUGUUUUGUGCUCGGACUUGUCAUCUACAUUGAAAUGACGCCAUGUUUAUCACCAAAGCAUCAAUGAUAGUCGACAUGUAACGUCUGUUAGAACAACACACACGCCUUGCAUUGUUCAUGUUUUACCUUUUAAGUGCAUUGACAGCUUUUUCAUUCAUUGGGUGCUGGAGCCUAUCCCAACUGUCUUCGGUCGCCAGCCAAUCACAGGGGCACAUAUAGACAAACAACCAUUCACACUCACAUUCAUACCUAUGGACAAUUUGGAGUCGCCAAUUAACCUAGCAUGUUUUUUGGAAUGUGGGAGGAAACCGGAGUACCCGGAGAAAAACCCACGCAUGCACGAGGAGGUCUGCGCGCUAACCACUCGACCGCCGUGCAGCCCUCAUUAUUCAUUUAAAUACAUUCUAAUGAAUACAAACAGUGAGCUGGCAUUGUUCAACUACAGGCUGGAACGACUAAUGCUGAAAAGACAGUGUUUCAAGAAAUGCUGCAUAUGUUUGACAGACACCACCAUCUAUCCACCUAUCCACGCACCCUGGAGGAAAAACCCCACGCAUGCACAUGGAGAACAUGCAAACUCCACACAGAGAUGGCCGAGCGUGGAAUUGAAAACCCUGGUCUCUCCUAGCUGUGAGGUCUGCGCGCUAACCACUCGACCGCCGUGCCGCCAUGAUCGUUUUUUUACUUAUGUAAAAUGACCAGUCGCAACAUUAGGUACACCUCCGCUGACUUUAUUUUUAUUGUUUGUGGAUGUGAAGCUGCACUGCAUCAUUGGGUUUCUAGUUUGGUUACAUGCAGUGUGAAUGUGUACCAUGGGCAUUCUCUUUUUAUGUUUUUUUUUUCAUUUUUGGGUAUACUGUAUGUAUGUAUCUGCACACACACACACACACACAUAGAACUUGUGUGCAUAAAGUGUUGUUUGAUAUACUUUUUAUAUUAGCACUAGUUUGUAAAGUCCAACGUACUCGUGACUUUUUUAUGCACCUGGCUGUAGAUCUGUUUAGAAUUGCUUAUGUUUGAAAUUGUGUACGUGCAAUCAUAACUAGAAUGUACCACUGCUAGUGUUUUUUUUUAAAAUGCCUUUAAUGUCUGUGAACUUCAAUACAUUGACCUUUCAGACACAGUUAUGUCUGUCUGUUUUCUUACACUUACUAUGUCUUUAUUUCUACUCUAUUUUGUAUUCAGUAUGUGCCAAAUAAAAUGUU